This is a messenger RNA of Melopsittacus undulatus (budgerigar), 1074 nucleotides long. RefSeq names its product polycomb group ring finger 1 (gene PCGF1). Bases 178 to 963 code for a protein of 261 amino acids. The transcript has 9 exons. The record is from RefSeq and is a predicted model, not a curated record. Gene Ontology annotation, molecular function: promoter-specific chromatin binding. Lineage: Eukaryota; Metazoa; Chordata; Aves; Psittaciformes; Psittaculidae. Gene Ontology annotation, cellular component: PRC1 complex. Gene Ontology annotation, biological process: negative regulation of transcription by RNA polymerase II.
UACCGGGGCCCGCCCGGGUCCGUGCCCCGCCCGCUCCCGGUGCAGGCCCCGCCCCCCCGCCGUGCCCCGGGGCCGGCACGGGGCGGGCGCUCACGUGAGCUCCGCUCCCGGCGUGCCCCGCGGCUGUCACGGCGCAGAACCCGGAAGUGGUGUCGGGGGCGGAGGGGCCGCUCCAAGAUGGCGUCGCCUCCUCAGGGGGGCCCGAUGGCCAUCGCCAUGCGGCUGCGGAACCAGCUCCAGGCUGUCUACGACAUGGACCCGCUGCGGAACGAGGAGGAGGUGAAGGUGAAGAUGAAGGAGCUGAACGAGCACAUCGUGUGCUGCCUCUGCGCCGGGUACUUCAUAGAUGCCACCACCAUCACCGAGUGCCUGCACACGUUCUGCAAGAGCUGCAUCGUCAAGUACCUGCAGACCAGCAAGUACUGCCCCAUGUGCAACACCAAGAUCCACGAGACGCAGCCGCUGCUCAACCUGAAGCUGGACCGGGUCAUGCAGGACAUCGUGUACAAGCUGGUGCCCGGCCUGCAGGAGAGUGAAGAGAAGAGGAUCCGAGAGUUCUACCAGUCCCGGGGGCUGGACCGGGUGUCCCAGCCCUGCACCGAGGACCCGGUGGGGGGCGACCCUAUGGGGCUGCCCUAUAGCACCUUCGACCACUCGCGGGCGCACUACUUCCGGUACGACGAGCACGUCUCGCUCUGCCUGGAGAAGCAGAGCUCCAGCAAGGACAAGAGCAAGGCUGUGCUGCAGCACAAGUACGUGAGGUGCUCGGUGCGGGCACAGAUCCGGCACCUGCGGAGGGUCCUGUGCCACCGGCUGGGGCUGCCCCUGCAGCACGUGCAGAUCCUGUUUGAGAACACGGCCCUGCCUGACCACAUGACCAUGAAGCAGCUCUGGCUCUCGCACUGGUUUGGCAAGCCUGCACCCCUCCUGCUUCACUACAGCAUCAAGGACAAGAGGAGGUAGGGGCUGGGGCCCGGCCUGUGCUGCUCACCCUGUGCCCCCCCCGCACCCCACAGCGCCCCCUAAGUUAACUGCCCUCACCCGAGUCUAUUUUUGGAAUAAAACUGUGGAAAA